Molecule: messenger RNA, 1229 nt
Organism: Xylaria bambusicola
Lineage: Eukaryota; Fungi; Ascomycota; Sordariomycetes; Xylariales; Xylariaceae
Product: mitochondrial carrier
Exons: 4
Coding region: 140-1111 (323 amino acids)
Biological process (GO): fumarate transport; succinate transport; transmembrane transport
Source: RefSeq, a predicted model, not a curated record
GUGAUCCUAACGUAAUUUACGCGUUAUAUAUAUACCGGAAAGCGGGAUAGAAAAGUGUGGGCAUUUCCACUAGUUGGGAUUCAGUACAAAAGGCGCUACAAAGGGCGCAAGCCCAAGUUAAUAGAGCUUCGAAUUGACCAUGUCGAGCAAACUAGGUGGUAAAGAUGGGAAGACGCCGCCGUCUGCGGCGACUAACCUGAUCGCUGGUGGAGGUGCAGGCAUGAUGGAGGCUCUCGUGUGUCAUCCUCUUGAUACGAUAAAAGUGCGCAUGCAACUCUCACGGCGUGCGCGUCAACCAGGGGCGCCAUCACGCGGAUUCAUCAAGACGGGCGCCGAAAUCGUGCGACGUGAGACACCCUUAGGAUUGUAUAAGGGAUUGGGCGCAGUGUUGACAGGUAUCGUGCCUAAAAUGGCGAUCCGAUUUACAUCGUUCGAAGCGUACAAGCAGCUUCUCGCAGACAAGAAGACCGGUGUCGUUUCGGGAUCCAGUACAUUCCUAGCUGGACUUGCGGCCGGUGUGACUGAGGCGGUGGCUGUCGUCACGCCCAUGGAGGUUAUCAAGAUUCGUCUGCAGGCACAGCACCAUAGUAUGGCAGAUCCUCUUGAUGUUCCCAAGUACCGCAACGCUGCCCACGCUCUGUACACAGUUGUCAAAGAAGAAGGGUUUGGUGCCUUAUACCGUGGUGUGAGUCUCACGGCCCUACGUCAAGGCUCCAACCAAGCUGUCAACUUCACCGCAUACACCUACUUCAAGGAGGCGCUUUUGCGUAGACAGCCCGACAACGCAGCCUUACCUACCUGGCAGACAACACUCAUUGGCCUCGUCAGUGGCGCCAUGGGCCCCUUAAGUAAUGCACCCAUCGACACCAUCAAGACACGAUUGCAGAAAACGCCUGCGGAGCCAGGUGUCAGUGCGUUCAAGAGGAUCACUGCUAUUGCCGCAGAUAUGUUCAAACAAGAGGGUUUCCAUGCUUUCUACAAAGGUAUCACGCCCCGGAUCAUGCGUGUCGCACCUGGCCAGGCUGUUACGUUCACAGUGUACGAAUUUCUGAAAGAUAAACUGGAGAACAGCCGACCGUUGCCAUUGACAGGGAGCAACUACCAACGUUGAUAGUUUGGAGUUGGGCAGGGCGAUGUGUGAGACUGGUUGUAUAUGUUUGUAUAAAUCGUGUCCAUAAACGGCAUUCGCAUUGUGGGAGGCGACAUUUUUCAUCGGGACUCAUGUAAGU